This is a messenger RNA of Phymastichus coffea, 1532 nucleotides long. Its product is annotated as keratin-associated protein 5-1-like. The transcript has 10 exons. The record is from RefSeq and is a predicted model, not a curated record. NCBI's taxonomy places the organism in Eukaryota, Metazoa, Arthropoda, Insecta, Hymenoptera, Eulophidae. The coding region runs from base 128 to 1396 and encodes 422 amino acids.
UCUGCACACGCUUGGCCGUGCCGCGCCGGGGAUAAAUUCAAAUGCGCGGCUCGUUCCCGACAAGUUCGACUUCGGAUGAACCACGGGGAACCAGUUGGAAUCUGACUUACCUACUCAACUUGGAAGGAUGGAGAGCAAGAAGGAAUGCAGCUGCACCGACUGCAAGUGCUGCGUCGAUUGCGGCACUGGGAAUUGCAAGUGCGGCGACAAAUGCCAGUGCUGCGAUUGUUGCGUCGGCAAAGCCGAAGCCAAGUGCUGCGCGAAGAGCAAGGCCAGCGGAGGUAAGGGCUGCGUUUGCUGCGAGAAGUGCAAUUGCUGCGACGCUUGCGGAGACGGGUCGGGGGCUUGCAAGUGCGGCGACGCGUGCAAGUGCUGCUGCUGCUGCCCCAAGCCGAAGCCGGACGCCCACGGUGCCGACGGCUGCAAGGAUUCAUGCGCGUGCUGCGACGCUUGCGGCACCGCGAGUGCCUGCAAGUGCGCGGGCAAGUGCGAGUGCUGCGAGUGCUGCAGCGUGAAGGUGAUCGGCGACAGGGCCAGCAAGGUCGUCAAGUGUUGCUGCUCCGGGUCAUUCGAGGCCGGCUCUUGCUGCGUUAUCGUGAAGCUGCCCAAGUCCAGCGCGCGCAAGUGUCGCGCAGCGUCCGGGGCCAAAGACCGAUGCUGCUGCGCCGAGAAAGAGGGCCGAGCUUGCGAGUGCUGCACCGCUUGCGGAGACGAGAGCAAGGCGUGCAAGUGCGAGGGGCCGUGCAAGUGUUGCUGCUGCUGCUGCGCCGCGCCGAAGGCUUGCGGCUGCGACAAGCCAACUGGUGACUGCAAGUGUUGCGCCGCGUGCGCCGAUAAGAGUCGACAAUGCCAGUGCAAAGGCCAAUGCAAGUGCUGCGCCUCUUGUCAGCCAGAGGGAGCUAAGCGGGACGGCUGCUGUUGCAAGAAAGACGGCAAAGAUUGCAAGUGCUGCGGUGCAUGCGGAGACGAGUCUAAGGACUGCAAGUGCGAAGGAGAAUGCAAAUGUUGCUCUUGCUGCGCCGGCAAAGGACAGGGUGGCUGCAAAUGCUGUGCAGCCUGCGGAGACAAAUCGAAAGCGUGCGAGUGCGUGGCCGAAUGUAGAUGCUGCUCCGGAUGCCGGAAGGACGAGCUCGCAGUUGGUGCCCCGUGUCGUGUCACAGUUGAGACUACCAAAGCUGGCACCACCGUCAAGUGCUACUGCGGCCCUUCCAAGUUCGCUGGCAAAGGAUGCUGCGUCGUGGUUGACUUGACCGAAUCGGGCGACGGAUGCACGUGCUGUGCUGCUUGUGGAGAUAAAUCCAAGGUGUGUAAGUGCGAGGGAGGCUGUAAAUGCUGCUCCAACUGUUCCGACAAAAAGAAAUCCGAUGCAGCUACCAAAUCUAGCUCUGGAUGUUGAAUGGCGCAGUAGUAUUCCAUAGACUUAUUCGCACAAGCAUUCCUUUUAUUUACUAUUUUACUUGAUUUUUUCAUUGUAUUUUAAUUUUACUUAUUAGAGGUGGUUGGGUGUAUCAUUAUUGAAAUAAAGUAUAUAA